This is a messenger RNA of Haliotis rubra (blacklip abalone), 4003 nucleotides long. RefSeq lists its product as uncharacterized. Lineage: Eukaryota; Metazoa; Mollusca; Gastropoda; Lepetellida; Haliotidae. Gene Ontology annotation, biological process: homologous chromosome pairing at meiosis; meiotic attachment of telomere to nuclear envelope. The record is from RefSeq and is a predicted model, not a curated record. The coding region runs from base 301 to 3633 and encodes 1110 amino acids. The transcript is spliced from 15 exons.
AGGGACUAUGUUCGAGAAAGUGGAGGUCUGCUCUAUCUAUACAGCCUCCUACAGAGAACUGACUUCCCAAACAUCAAGAUAGCUGCUCUGUUCUGUCUGGCUUCUGCCACAGAAAAAAAUGUGUUUUCCCAGACACUUCUGACACAGCAUGGUGUGUUUCGUGUCAUCCAUGGCAGUCUACACAGUGUAAUAUCCACAGACAAACUCCGACAAGCUGCUGUCUUCCUACUGCUGUGUCUUGUUGCUAACAAUAGUCAAUCCCAGAAUGAAGCGAGGGAUUCUGGUUGCCUGGCAGACCUCAUGGGAAUGUUCAGGAAGUUGGUGAGCAGUGGCAACAAUGUCAUCAGCGAGGCCAGGCAGUUUGGUCUUGUCACCAGUGCCCUCAGUGUCUGCGUCAACAACCCACAGAAUGAGGAAAACCAGCGCUUGUGCUCCACACUGCUGCCACACAUCUUCAGUCUUUUGAUGAGAGUGUCCGAGCCCCAGACCCUCUGUCCUGUGCUGUCCUUGGUGGGAGUCAUGGUGGCCAACAAUGUUUUUAACCAGGACCGGGUGAAGAAGUGUGGGGGCCUGGACACACUUGGGUCCCUGUUGUGUAACUUAACCAACAGGAGUGGGGAGGAGGACAACCUAAUGUUAGCGGUGCAGGUGGUCGGUGCCCUAGAUUCCUGUCUCAUGGAUAAUGAGGUUAACAUCAACAGGCUACGGGAAGUGUGUGGGUUUGGUCCUCUCUUCUCCCUCCUCACACCAGGACUCCUGAGUCAGCAAGAACAGUUGCAGGUGGUGGUGACACUCUCUCAUGUUCUGCAAGACAAUUCAGGUGCGCUGGCUGGUGUGUCAUCAGAGGAUUAUCAACAGCUGGUGUGCCUCCUCACACAGGCCCAGGAUGAGGAACUUGUCAAGGCCCUCAAAUAUGUCCUACAGAUGAUACAGGAUUCAGAAUGUGACAAACAGAAGGCUCAGCCUGAAAUGAAACCAACCUUGAAGAAGAGCAGUCAACUGAUUUUGGAGAAGAUUGAUGAACUCUCAGCAAGACUUGAAACAUAUAAGGAGGAGUCCAACCAAACCACUACCACUAACCUGAACAACAACUGUACAAGAUUACCUUCUACGAGUGGCCAACAUAUAACUGACCAUCUACCAGAUCCUCAGACAGGUUACAGUCACUUACUGGAUGCAAGGAAUAAAUGCAGUCCUACUGAACCUAUCAAGCAGAUGUAUGACAGACAACACACUGCAGAACCACCUCACAUAAACUGGACUGAUAUCUCACAGUCUAAUGUCAUGAACAAUGACACUCCUAACAAAGCACUGCCAAGACUUGAUUUUAACUCUGAAAGGAAUACAUCAAGAGGUUCUCCUCACUUGAUGAAUUGGCUCAGACACCUCAUUCCUGAGGCCCUAUUAAGAAGAAGAGAUGAAGUCAAAGAAUAUUCCUAUGACUACAAGAGUCAAGGCAAACAUUCUGCAACCUGGCGACCAACGUCUGUGGUUGACUACAAUCACUGUUGCAGGAGUGACUCAGGGAUUGCUGACAAUGGACUGGGUCAAGAUAGGGUGACAAGCCCUCACUGCAGUGAUAAUAUGUGUUUUAGAAGUGCCCAAAGCAGAUCCGUAGCAUCAUCUGAUGUUCAUGGUUAUAAUAGUUUUCAACAUCAGGCAUCACAGUAUGAGACAAAUGGUGAACAUGAAAACAGGAGUUUGCAUGGAAAAUAUGAACAGAGUUUGAAUAAGAAUAGCUGUAACUCACAACAUAUUGCAGAUAGGAAUAAUUGUGUUUGCUCAGCGGUUGAAAGGUGUGAUGAUGAACACAAAUCAGAUGGACAUGUACACAUUGAAAAACAAAAGUACACAGGUUUGUCAAAUGAACCCAAGGAUUGUUUUGGACAGUGUUGCCACAUGGUAAACUGUAAAACCAAUGCAAGAGACAGAAAGUGUGAGGAUUGUGCAUAUGUGUCCAAGAAAGUAAGUGCCAGAGAUGGAGGAUGUGGCAAGGAUUGUAGUAACACUGUCCCUUGCAGUCAGUGGGCUAGCUCUACUCAGAAUACUAGCUCUGAAAACACUCUAGUUGAAAAAUCACCACACCAUUCACAGAAGUGGAUUGAUGAAAGUGUUGUCAUGUGUUCUUGUGUAACAGAUAAUGGUUCCUUGACAAAACAGAAAGGAGCAGCAAUGGAUAUUUCUAAGAAUGCUUGUGUGCACAGUGAGAAACCUGGGCGAGGGGUAAGAAGCCUCCAUAUAAAUGUUCCAGCUAGCUCAGUUACACCACAGAGGAAUAGGAUGAUGAUUCCUACCCCUAAUUCCUGUCAGUCUGCAGUUUUCAAGACUCCAGCUCCUGUUGCUGCACCUUCACAGACAGCGUCAGUCAAGGGACAGUUCCUGAAGCCUGUGAAUACACCUCUAAGAAGGAAGACCGAGGCACCAUCCAGCUGUGGGUCUUCAUCAACCAGCAGCCGACGGAACGUCAGACUUCUGGCCCGACGUUCUGUUGUGGGGAUACAGGAAUCUGCUUCACCGAGGCACUCCCCACCACGUGCUCCCUCCACUCCACGGGUCACCCCUGUACCUUCACCAGCACAGUCUGAGUUUGACCUGGCACUGCUCACUUCUGCCAAAAGAACCAGAUGCAGAGAGGUUGAUAUGACUGAACUAUCAGGACCUUGCACACCGACAGUGAGGAAGCUGAGUACCCACCAGCUAAGAUGUUGGACAGAUGUCCACCGGCCAACUGUGUGUCCGUCCCCGGCCUACUCUAAGCCCCUGUCUGUGUUAGGGUGGUCCCAGCUGUCUGACACAGAUUCAGACUCUAUCUACACACACUCUGAGGAUGAAACCAGUAGCAGGGGCAGUGUGGCUGGAGAAGAUGACCAAGAAAAGAGGACAGACAAAUAUCAAACAAUGAGGGGUUUGUGUCCAGGUUGUCACCCUCCUUGUCAGCUGCAGUAUGACCUCCUCAACAGUCGUACCUACAACAUUGCCAUGGAGACCAACAGCAGCACAUGUAUUCAUCAUCGUGAAAUGCGUGAGGCAGAACGGGAGUUCAUUCUCAGACAAAAAUCCAGCAAGGUUCCCUCAAAAUCCCGUCCCAUUCCUGCCUUAAGUGAUGCGAAUUUUUGCCGAUCAUGUCCUCCUGCCAAAGGACUUGCUGCAUAUGACUUUCAUGUUUCCAGUAGUGAAACAGACAUUGGAAAAAGAUUUGUGUCACCACCACACCCAACUGAUUCAAGGAAAACAGUGGAUGUUGUGCAACUGCAUCGGACAAGAACCAGGCAGCACAAGCGCAAGCGUGUAGCAUACAGUCAGGAGGAGCUGGACAACCUGUCACAUGGGGUGGAGACCCUUGGGACCAAGUGGAACCAGAUCCUUGUCACCUACAAGUUCCAUCCUUCACGCACAGCAGUGGACCUUAGGGAAAAGCACAGGCGAAUGGUAAAGUCGAGCAGUGCUUCAAAGAAGAGAGCAAGAGACAGCAAGCCGUUCUCCAUGUGUGAAGAACGUCGCUUGCGCCGUGGAGUGAAGACUUUAGGCUAUAACUGGAAGGGCAUAAUCAGUAUGUUUCGGUUUUCACGGGGUCGUAGGGCAGAGGAUCUUCGAAACAGAUGGAGGACUCUAAUGAAGACAACUUCCACAUAACAUUACCUGCACAUGCUCUCAGGUUCUGAGACAAAUAUGGUGAUUCAUCUAAAGUUAAUGAAGAUAUGUUGCUAAAUUAUAAAAUAAUUGCUACAAAUAUACAUUAUGAUAUUUGAUUAUUACUUUUUUGUAUUAUAGGUAAGUGUUACGUUAACCUUGGUUCUGCAUGCUGCGUAAUUGUUGAUGUAAUAUUGUCUUUGACAUUUGUUCAUAAGAUAUACACACAAUGAAUCCUCAUAUUUAUCUUUAUUCUUGUUGAUAAGUUGCAAACAAACUUUGAUUGCCUGUAUAUACACUGGUAACUGUGUUGCCAUUUGUUAAUGUAACCUAUGUCCAGUAUUAUUGAAGAAACAAAUAAAUUUCAUGUGAA